Messenger RNA from Topomyia yanbarensis, 2813 nucleotides. RefSeq names its product transient receptor potential cation channel protein painless (gene pain). NCBI's taxonomy places the organism in Eukaryota, Metazoa, Arthropoda, Insecta, Diptera, Culicidae. The record is from RefSeq and is a predicted model, not a curated record. Gene Ontology annotation, molecular function: protein binding; monoatomic ion channel activity. Gene Ontology annotation, biological process: transmembrane transport; monoatomic ion transport. The transcript has 5 exons. The coding region runs from base 462 to 2570 and encodes 702 amino acids. Gene Ontology annotation, cellular component: membrane.
UACCAGUCUCAGUUGUUGCUGUCCGUUGACGGACGUGAAUCAGUUUGUUUAGAGUUGUGCUUCAAAUCCGAUCUGCGCUUUUGCGAUUAGUCGGCGUUCGAAUACCAGUUUGAAUCAAUGUUUAUACCACUCAAGUGUCUAAAGUGCGAUGCAGAAUCAGAACUGGUAAGCGCAGUCAUUUGAUCUAGCGGUAAAACGAUACGUACACAUGCGGCAGUGUGAUUGUUUGUCUCGUUGUGGUUUGUUUACAGUAUGGAUUAGCACAAUUUGAUGAAAUUCGUGUACUUUUGUAAAGUUGUUGACUAAGAAGCGUACGAUGUGACGUCACUGGACUAAGGACAGAUGAAAACCGGUUUUUGAAAAGAUUUCGACGAAGAUGCUGCCAGUUAUCACUUGUUGCUGAGAGCAGGUUAUAAGAGAAAAAAGUUUGCAUCGUUUCAUUUCACCAAUCCAACACCAUCAUGGAGUCGAAGUUAACAGUUUUGAUGGCGCUGAUGAAGAGUCAAAAUGAGGCAAAGUUUUUCACGGCACUGGAACAAUUCCGGUACAACCAAACGGACGCUAAUGAAUGGCAACGUGAUUUGAGGGCGUUAAUGGAUGUCGCAGUCCAAUCGGGAAAGUUGUCUCUGGUGAAGAAAAUAGCAAACGAUGAUUACGUUUUCGAUGCGGAGUCCGAUUUGUCGGCUCAUUUGGCGAGAUGUUGCAGCUACGGGUACCACGAACUGUUGGCAUUUAUUUUGUCAAAAACUGGUCACUCGGACGGUGAUAUUCAAGCUAUAAACUCCUUUACUCUAAUAUCGUUGGUUAUCAAGGAAAUUAAUACCCUCAAAGACAGCAGGAAAUGUCCAUUUUUCAAGUGUCUAUAUAUCUUACUGGAUGAUGAUCGCGUCGACAUCGACAAAACGGACGAGCAAGGGUUCAGCGCUCUUCACUAUGCAGUGAAGUAUAAAGUUGACGAAGCCGUGGAGUUGCUGCUGAAACAUUCAGCAUAUAUCGGAGUGAAGAACGUGUUCAGAGAGCUACCAAUUUGCGAGAUGAAUCCUCAAAUUCUCGAAGACUAUUUAAAUACGUGCAUUACUGCAAACGACAAACGACCGGGAGAUGAAGCUUACGAGGUGAAUAUUGACUUUUCCUGCCUGGUUCCUCCCAAAUGCAAGAGUCUCUAUUCGGCGAUUCGAAACGACAAUACGGCGAGAAGAGAUCACGACGAAAUGUUACCGAUCGUUUAUAUGUCCCAUUCGGAUGACUUGAGAUACUUGCUAAAACAUCCAGUGAUAUCCAGUUUCGUGUUAAUCAAAUGGCUUAGGCUUAGUCUGUACUUUUAUAUCAACUUGGUAAUAUGUACAGUUUCCUUCCUAGCUUUCACGAGUUACGUAGUUGGAUGUUACGGCCAGGAAAACGUAGAUCAAAUGAUCAAAGAAACACUUCGUUUUACUUCCUUACUCGGAACUACCUACAUGGCACUGAGGGAGAUUGGACAAAUGUUUCUGCAUGUAAAAAUGUACUUCUCAUCGAUAGAAAAUUGGAUGGAGAUAGUGCUGAUUGUAGCUUCCUACACGGUGUUACUUAACGAAUUUCCUAGCGAAAUUCGGCAGGUUCUGUCGGCGGGCGUGAUUAUGCUGUCUGCGAUGGAGUUCACCAUGCUGGUUGGAACGCUUCCCAUCCUGUCGAUCUCGACUCACAUGGUCAUGCUGAAAACUGUGUCGAAAAAUUUCCUGAAAAGUUUAAUUCUAUACUCCAUUAUUUUGAUUUCGUUCGCAUUUUGCUUCUACACUUUGUUCAAAGUGAACAACAGUACUGGCCCGAAAAAUGCCUACUCUCCACCGAACGAUGAUGAUAAACAAGAGGAAGAUAAGUUCAAUGCCUUCGGUGAUGUAGGAACCUCACUGCUGAAAACAGUUGUUAUGUUAACAGGUGAAUUCGAGGCGGCCGACAUCAAAUUUCGGAACAGUGUUAGCUAUUUGAUAUUCGUACUGUUCCUGUUUUUCGUUACCCUAGUAAUUUUCAACUUGAUGAACGGAUUAGCAGUCAGCGAUACUGUGGCAAUAAAAGCAGCAGCAGAACUGAUAGGACUCUCUCAAAAAGUAGAUGUCAUUUCAAGAUACGAAUGCGCACUACAGUCACCGAAAGUCAAUGGAAUGCUAACCAAACUGAUGAUGCUGACAUUCUCGCGAACCUUUCUGCAACUAUUCCCCGAGUACUUACCCCUGCAUCGGGUAACAGUGACACCGAACCGAUCGAAUGCGAUAUUUAUACCCCGGCCACUGAAACACAUUGACCCGGAAACGGCGAAAAUCGACAUGGAAAGCAACAUCGAACUGCUGGCCGAGGGGGAUACCAGCAACGAGCGGGUCAAACUGAUCGUCGGUUGCUGCAUUCUGCCUUCGUUUUCGAAGAUGGACAGCAAAAUCAUGAAGUACGCCAAGGAGAUUCUACACACGCGCAACAAACGGAAUCAUCAAGGGGUACCGGACCGGCCGCAGCAAUCGGUGGAUGCGAGAUUGGCGAAGCUGGAGAGCAACAUGGAACUGAUACUGCAGUGUUUGAACAAUAAUGGGUGGACGAAGUAGCUUGUAGUUUGAGAUGGUAGUUUGUGGAUUCAGAGAUUGAUUGUAAACUCUCUUCUUACACUUAUGCAUGCUAAGUUUUAAAUUUGUAAAAAGUGAUAUGCUAGAUAGGUCUAUAACUAAUUUUAGGCUCCAUUCCAGGGAAUUAUACAGCUCAUUCCGUUCACGUUCAAGUCCACCCAAAUUCCUCAAAGUCUAUGCAUAUCUAUGUAAAUAAUACUAAAUAAAAAUAUAUUGAGACGACAA